GCCGCGCACCUAUCACUACGCGUUCCCGAACAAAUAACGUAUUAUAAUUCCAUAUUGCAAUUUUUGAAAACACCAACGUUUUUAAAAUAUAUUUCAAAUUUUUAAAUAAUUAUUUUCGACCAGUGCUUUUGGUAGGGAUGUGGUUAGGCUGAAAGGAGGUCGUGUGAAGGUACAAUGUAUCUGUCGUGGUGUGUGGUGGUGGCGGCCGCGCUCGCCUGCGCCGCCGCUGACGAGGCUUCCGACCCUGAGGGGCUGCUGGAGCCAGUACCUGUGCCAUCAAACGACGACUACUCUAUCUACGUGGGCAGAUGGACUGAAUGCAACCCCCUGGGCGCGGGGGAGCACGCCGCAAGGACUAUAGAAAGAUACAUUCGAACGGAGACUGAUUCGCUCGUGCACACCCCCCGUCUUGGUCUGCAGAGACGUCAAGUACAAUGUCGCAAGAAGGAUGGGAAGUUCGUGGAAUCCAUGUACUGCGGAAAUGCGCUUGCCCAAAUAGGCACAGCUCGCGUGUGCGUUAUCAAAGAAGACUGCGUAUUGGCUGAGUGGCUGCCAUGGAGACCAAGACCAGAUGGCGCCCUCGUGAGGACUCGGAGACUGAAACGAUUACCACAAGGAGGUGGCAAGGAAUGCGACGUGGUGGAGGAAGUAAGGCCUGCUGCACUAGAGGCCAGCGCUCAUUGGACCCCGGGGCCGUGGGGCCCUUGCCGAGUUGCUAUCGAAAUAGGACAUGCUACUACUUUACCUGAUGCCCCAGACAAUGAUGAUGAUGCUGAUGACAAUGACGCGAUAUACGAUGACGACGAUGACGAAGAUGACGACGCUGAGGACGAAGGCAAGGCGGCGCGGGACGCGGGCUGCGGGGGAGGGGUACAGCGGCGUGACGCGACCUGCGUGCGCGCUGACGGGAGAGCCCUACACCCUGCCCAAUGUGCUCAUGCGCCCAUGCCGACAUUAGUGCAGCCCUGCGAGGUCCCAUGUCCACGUGACUGUGAAGUUGGAGAAUGGGGAGAGUGGGGUGCUUGUCAACCGACCGACGGAUGCCCAUUGUAUCCCGUACAACAGCUUACUACUACUGGUUACAGCGUUCGUCGUCGUCGAGUGAUAUCAGCAGCGUCAGGUGGUGGAGCGCCUUGCCCACCUCUAGAAGAGAAGAGAACCUGCAGCACUCCUCGCUGUGCGUCCUGGAAGGCGCUGCCGUGGGGACCCUGCGUGUUGUCCCAGCCUCACACGUCUUGUGGCCCGGGGAAGAGGAGCCGAGAGCUUAGAUGUGUUGGACAUGAUGGGAAGGAAGCUCAGCGUGCAUGGUGCAGCGGCACGGGCGCGCCUCCUCGCAGCGAGAGGUGCCGCAUCGCGUGCGCCGGCGACUGUGUGGUGUCCUCCUGGGCGGCAUGGUCUAAGUGCUCGGCGCCGUGCGCGGCCGCCGCACACCCACGACCGUUCCGGACGAGGCGGCGGCACAUACUGGCUCAUGCUUCUCCCAAUGGCUGGCCAUGUCCUCCAGAAGAUCAGCUAAUACAGAACGAGACUUGCAAUACUCAUGCGUGUGCAACAUACUCAUGGCUCGCUACACCCUGGGGUCCAUGCGAACGUAGGCGACAAGACUUCACACCGGUCAAUAACUACACCGAACUAUUGGAUGGAGAAAUGUACAAUGAAAGCGAUGAUGAAGAGCCAUGCAUAGAGGAAGGCGAGAUGGUGCGAGACGUGAUGUGCGUUCAGAAUAACGCGGAUGUUGUCCGAGAGGCUCUGUGCGCUCCCCUACGGCGUCCAGCAUCCCGCCGAGCUUGUACAGUGAGAUGUCGACGUGGGUGCAAAGUCGAAGCUUGGAUGCCGUGGUCACCUUGUCCGAAUACUUGCGAGCCAGGCAAGCAGGUCCGCGUGCGCGUGGUUGUAGGCGGGCCGAGCUGUGGUUCACGCAUGGAGACACGCGCGUGCCCGGUGUCGCGCACGUGCCGCGCGCGCGACGCCGCCUGGGUGCCCGGCGACUGGAGCACGUGCCGCCUGCCGCCCGCGCAGCGCUGCGGGGAGGGAUACCGCAUACGGAGUAUCUGGUGUGGCUCUGAAUCGCAUCGCGUAGAAGCCGGCGCGUGCGCUGGUUUGCUGAUCCCUCGCAGUGUCGCAGCGUGUCGCGUCACAUGCGAACACACCGCCCCCGUGACUUGUGGUCUUAUAUGUGCCGAUCCUCUCAAGUAUUUAGACGCUUCUGAUCCGGACAUCCCGAACUGCGUUUGCAAAAAUGUUUCCUUGGAACUGUUGCCAUCUGACUCCGACUGCAUCCUUCCUCCUGGAAUGGAGUGCGGUGAAGGCAGGUCGCUAAGAGCAGCCAGGUGCAUGGUGGGAGGACGAGAUGUGCCCAUGGAUGUCUGCAAGAAAUAUCAUCCACUUACCGGUCCAAGUCGUGUCCGCGAGGCAUCAACAGACGGCUACUCGUACGACGUCGAGUUCCCGUCGCUCUUGCGCGGCGCGUGCAGCGUGCGCUGCGCCCGCGACUGUGCUGUGGGAGAGUGGGGCGAGUGGGGACCGUGCGCGUCUGAACCUGGGUCUAGGGCGGCCUUCCGGUUCCGUACCAGGGAGGUGAUAGAGGAGGGUUCUGCGGGAGGACGCGAGUGCGGCGCCACGCUGCAGCGCGCGACGUGCGCCGUGCUGGAGCCGCGCUGGGCGCUCGGCGAGUGGAGCGUGUGCGCGCCACCGCGCUCGCUCUGCGGCCGCGCCAUCAUCAACAGGACGGUCACUUGUGUGGAUGGGUCAGGCGCGACCCUGCCCGAGGCGGCGUGCGAGGCAGCGGGUGCCGGCCCGGCUGCAUCACGUGACGCCACCUGCCGUGCGCCCUGCCCCCGGGACUGCGUUGUCAGCUCCUGGUCCGAGUGGAGCCCCUGCGAACAGACAAAAUGGGGUGGACGUCGGGAUAGGACUCGAGUGGUGCUCCGGCCCGCUGAUGACGGUGGCUCUCCCUGCCCUCAUCUUGUUGGGGCAGAGCCCUGCGCUCCACAUGCCUACUCCUGGCACGUUGCACCCUGGGAUGAUUGCCAGCCUCUAGGUGGUUCUCCGUGUGGUGAAGGCACCAAGAAGAGGGCUGUUAGAUGUCUGCGAAGUGAUGGAGUUUUCGUCAACGAUUCAUACUGUCCUAACACAACGGCAACUGAAGCUAAAGAGUCGUGGUGCUAUGUGCCGUGCGGUGUGGACUGUGAGCUGAGCGAGUGGGGCGCCUGGGACAGCAGCGCGUGCUCUUGUGGCGACGCGCACUCCGCUAGACAUAUGCGGCGCACCAGGCAGCACCUGACAGCGGCGGUAUGGCCGGGCCGUGCCUGCCCGCCCACCGAGCAGCGGGCGCCGUGUCCCCGCGAUCCUUGCCUCAGACUUGUCGCUAGACCUUCCCUAGGGUGCCACAUACAGGUAAAUAAUGAGCAGACAUCAGCGGGCGCGGAGGCGGAGCGCGCGUGCGGGUGGGGUGUGAAGGUGUCACACGCGCGCUGCGAGCUGGCCGGCGCCGGGGAUGACUCCACCGAGGCGUUCCUGCAGCCCUGGCGCUGCGCCGCUGUGCUGCCCGGCAGGAUCGUCGCACCGCCUAUGCAUUACCAGGAGGACGAAGUAUGCGAGGUGGAGUGCGGUUGCAAGCAGUCGGAAUCGGGUCAGCCUGGCCCGUGGGGAGCGUGGGGCGCCUGCCGCGGCGGGGCGCGAUCGCGCACGCGACAGCUGCUCGUGCCCGCCAGGAGGGCCUGCAGCAUCCCAUCCAGAUACGUGACUAUUGAAUGGGCGAACUGCACCGGCGAGAUGGACGAGAUCCCCGACCUGCUUGCGGUGGAGCCGCGCGACGACAAGCCGCGCCUCGCCUCCAACCAGGACGUCUACCACGACGGAUACAUAGAGGGCAGCACCUCGGUUCUGGCUGUGGUGUGGACGGCAACCAUCGUGCUCAGCUUCUACGGAGCAUACAUGCUGUACCGCGGAUUUAUCAGAUGCCUGAGGAGUAGAAAAAUGAAGUCGAUCACCAAAGUGUAAAUGAGAUGCAGGUAUACAUGUGACUCGCUCGCACGCGCGGCCCGCGUGUCGCCACACUACACACGUGUGUGUUAUGUUACUGUUACAGAUCUUCUUAUUAUUGCAAUCUUACAAUAAUUUGCAAGUCUACUAACCUUGAGUUCACUCUAACUUGGUUCAACUUUCAACAUUAUAAACUAAGUUCGCUGGUUUGAUUCGCGUCAGUUAAUUUGCGAGUUCUAAACGUGUAGCCGUUGUAAUAGUCUACUGUGUCCACAUUACUGUCAGUUGGUACACCUAGUCAUAUAUCAGAUGAUAGCCAGCAAAGAGUCUGUCCGCAGGAGUGCUUCCAUGUUUUUACUACGUAUAUAAAAGUAAUGCUUUAGACGGUGUUUUUAUAAAUCAACGCUAAACGGUUAGCUGCAGCGUUGGUCGGGCUUUUUGAUUGACAAUAUACUCGUUAGUUGUAAUACUAGCUAGCUACGCCCGUAGCUGUCUCGGUAGACAAGUAUGACGCCUUCUAUUCGAGUUCAUAAGGAUUAGCCCCUUCUAGGUUUCCAGAUCAUUCGACCGUCGAGAACUUAAUAAUUUAAUUCUCAUGGCGUAUGAGAAUUACAUAGUCGUCCGAUAUCUUAGCGAUAGGAUCUUAUAGCCAUUAAUAUUGUCAUUACUUGGCUACGUAAUAACUAAUUAACAUUUUUUUUUCUAAAAGUAAGAAUCUGCUUCAUGAUGUUUGCGGUUUUAAUUACCGAUUAACUUCUUUCGAAUGUAUAUUCAAACAUGUUUAUAUUAUCAACGCAAACUGCAAAUAUAUUUUCAUGACUCUUUCUUGUGACUCUACCUGUGGACUCUACUAUUUUUGUAAAACAGUCUUUUUACAGUAAUAUUUUUUCGCACAAAUAAUGACAUAAACAUAAGUUCUUCGCUUAGUUUAUUUACUGUAAUUAAUAUAAUACGAUAAGCAUUUUAUGAUACCGUAAUGUAAGUCGACGGAUGACUGCAAGUACUGACCGGUGAGGACUUGCGUAGAGCUGCGCUCGCGCUCCAGCGACCAAGUAACACGUGACACAUCAAGCCACAUAUCAGCAUAAUUUUAAACAAUCGUGGUAAUUACUAUGAAAUUUCUUCUGUGCCCAAACAAAAAUAACUCCAAACAGGAUAAGAAUAAUCCACGUAUUAAUAGAAAAACAAAGUCACGUGCAGAAGACAUUUCAUAUAUCGCUUUAUAUCAUCCAAGUAGAGCUUUGGCGCACAAAACUACCUAUAUGAAUAGUGUAUAAGACCUAUUAUUAACUGAUCAUACCGUUUUGAGAUAAUAAUCGUGUAUAACACUUUUUUGUAGAUUUUGCAUUUAAGCCCAUGUAUUGUGACAAGUAUUUAUAAUGUGAGUGUGUUGUAAUCUUAUAGGUUUUCAUUUCCAUUUUCAUACUUCUUUCGUACUCGUCUGUCCAGUUUCAUACAUCUUCCAUCGUUACUACUUCAUCGAAUUCGUUUAGCUCCUACUUGUUAUAAUUUGUCUGUUUGUACAUUUGUAUAGUAUUGUUAAGUUUAUGUAAUCGAGUAUAUUAUCCUUGGCUACGUCUUGUUCCUUCAUGACAAUAUUGAGAAUGUUAUAUAUAUCGUAUUCUAAACUAUCGACUAUCAUCUUCACUGUACUUUCCAUUGCUGUCCUUACUUGUACUAUCCUUUAUCUGUCAAUACUUUAUCAACCCAAUGUAUUUGUAACCGUAUAUUUAUUACGCCAUUACGAGAUAUUGAUGUGAAACAUGAUAGUUAAGGAAUCGUGUUAGACAAUACAAUAUUUGAUAUUUAAUAAAAUUUGAUUGUGUUUUUAUAGAUUUGAUCUUUAUUCAAAUUAUCCCUCUAUGCUAUACCUAUAGUAAUCCAUCCAGUUGGUGACAAUCACCUUCCAGGUGGUAGGGUGAGGUUUACCAGAUAAUAAACUACCUAAAAUAUAUUUAAUUUACAUACCAAAUCAACAUCACAAUAUUUUACAGUAAAAUAUAAUC
Trichoplusia ni (cabbage looper) is the source of this 5990-nucleotide messenger RNA. RefSeq names its product thrombospondin type-1 domain-containing protein 7A-like. NCBI's taxonomy places the organism in Eukaryota, Metazoa, Arthropoda, Insecta, Lepidoptera, Noctuidae. Gene Ontology annotation, cellular component: extracellular matrix. The record is from RefSeq and is a predicted model, not a curated record. The transcript has 29 exons. Gene Ontology annotation, biological process: cell adhesion. Bases 175 to 4002 code for a protein of 1275 amino acids.